GGGAAAGGCGCCGCCCGGCGUCUGAGGGGCGUGGCCAAGGGGGGCCCCGUGGUUCGCAGAGCCAUUUUCUGAAGUGCAGUCUGAUAGAAGACUAUUUCCUAUGGCGUCCAAGGACCAAAGGAAGGAAAAAGAGACUCCUGCCAACUGUUUGACAGCAUCUUUCCAAUGGGCAGAUGUCCUGUCUACAGUGAAGGAUCAGAUCCCCUCAAUGGACUCUGACAUUCUGAAGGUAGGUACUUCUGAUGAAGAAGAAGAUGGGGAGCUUUUCAUCUUCCAGCGAGAUCAAUCCAACCUCAUACCUGACUUGUCAGAGGAACUGGAAGAUAUCCCUCCAGAGGAAGCACGCCUCCAGAAAACAUUUGAAUUCAUGAGACAUCCAGGAAAGAUCUGGAAUGAAAAUGAAGGCAAUCCAACUUUUGAAACAGACAGCAGUGCCCUUCAGUCUGCAUCUGGAGGGCACAUAUUGCUAGAGAAAGGUGGCCUUGACCUUCUGACUGAAGAGCAGUCAGGCCAGCAAGCCAUUGUGCCUUCUGAAUUCUCUACAGAUGAGUGUAAAUCUGGAAAGGGAAUCUCAGGGGCCUUCCCAGACAAAGAACAGAAUGUUAGGAAGGACGACGGCUCUGAACAUUGUUUAUCACUUGGCAUGUCGCCAUCUGCAGAAGGGUCACCUUUUUUGAUGUUAAACACCAGUGAAAAAGAACGAAGAAAACUAAUAGAAGCAAAAAUACUAUCCAAGGCAGCACUGGGACUACAUUCUGAAAAUGUAGAUCAUUCAGAAUCCAAAAACAACAACAACAGUUUAGAAAAGACAGCAAAAUCAGAAAGGGAACUGCAAGCUGAACACCGUGGAGAGUUGAUGCUGCUUGCCUUCAAGGAAAUGGAGAAAUGGGAUCUGGACAAAAUUUUACAUGACCUGGAGAUGCAAAAUGACAGCCAUGCAAGCUGGAUCACAGAGACUGCUUUUCCUUCAACAAACCACGAAACCUUCAGGGCUGUGUCCCAAGCAAAGCUCAUGGGGAAGCUGGAAGAGCUGUCACUCAAGCAGUCACGGGCCCAUUGUUCGCGCCACAGGAAGUGCCUUGCCAAGCUGCCGCGCUUCAGCCAGUGCCAGGGUGAUGGGAGAGAUGUUCCCUUUCCAGCACCAGUGACAACAGGUCGAAGCCUGACUCCAGCGGUACUGCGGUUUCCUCCAGAUCCACCAACUGUAUAUAUUGAUUUAAGGGAUGCGCUGCCUCAGGAGUCUCAAGUGCUGAAUACUGAAAAGCAAAGCUCAAGUGACAGCUCCACAGAUGAGGAGGAAGAUACAGAAGUGACAGGCCAAGAGACAGUGGAAGAAAGAAUGAAAGAAUUCCCCCAACCAUCAUACAAGAACUGCACCGGGAAAAGCUUUCUGCUGCAGCAGCUCCGCAACUUUCGCAGAAGAAUGUCCCAGUCUCUGGCUGUUGCUCAAGAGAAAGGAAAGACCCCAGGAGAAACUGAUCUGCCAGACGUGAGCAGACGGCACCUAAAACUGAAACCAGCACAUUUGGAGUCCAGUAGGAAGAGUUUUUCCCUUCUUAAUCAUGUUACCAGAGCAGUUACACCUUCAAGAGAAUUCAAGGAAGAAACUGAGAAAGGGGCACAUUCAGAGUUGCCUCAAGAUCCCUCUUCUGCAGACAAAGAGGAUAGAAGAAAUCAAACAGGAAAAGCAGAUCAAGGAGAAGCUCAAGAAAUGGGGACUCCAGGAGCAGCUGGAGAAACUAGAGCCCCAGUCUUCCAUCACUGAGGAGGAGUCCCUGGCAGAACCAUCCCCACCUCGUUUCAUGAGGUGAGCAGUACAGAAUAGCCAAGAAACAGACCUUUCUCCAGGAUCUCAUGCUUUCUGCAGCUGACUUCCUCCUGAUCUUGAUGGUCUUCUGGAUGUAUUAAUUCGAACCUGAUGCUUCAGGCCUGCUUGUGGCGGUCUGGCAGAUGCUUCCUGAUGUGGAUCAUGGCAGACUCUGUGAACACAGCAGUGAGAAGUUUAAGCUGCAAUUUCUUUACUUAAUAAUUUAUCUUCAUCCCAUGUUUUGACCAAAAAUUUGUUUCCCAAACAUAGCUUGCAACGUUUUA
Messenger RNA from Varanus komodoensis (Komodo dragon), 2091 nucleotides. It is a transcript of the gene DNAAF8, whose product is annotated as dynein axonemal assembly factor 8. The record is from RefSeq and is a predicted model, not a curated record. NCBI's taxonomy places the organism in Eukaryota, Metazoa, Chordata, Lepidosauria, Squamata, Varanidae. Gene Ontology annotation, cellular component: dynein axonemal particle. Gene Ontology annotation, molecular function: dynein complex binding. Bases 101 to 1765 code for a protein of 554 amino acids. The transcript is spliced from 10 exons.